Molecule: messenger RNA, 1068 nt
Organism: Penicillium oxalicum
Lineage: Eukaryota; Fungi; Ascomycota; Eurotiomycetes; Eurotiales; Aspergillaceae
Product: dihydroorotase
Exons: 3
Coding region: 1-1068 (355 amino acids)
Biological process (GO): 'de novo' pyrimidine nucleobase biosynthetic process; pyrimidine nucleotide biosynthetic process
Cellular component (GO): cytoplasm
Molecular function (GO): dihydroorotase activity
Source: RefSeq, a predicted model, not a curated record
AUGCCUCUUUCUCAGCUCCAGGGAGUCAAGUUGCCGGCCUCGGCGGACUUUCAUGUCCAUUUGCGGGAUGGGCCUAUGAUGGAAUUGGUGACACCCACUAUUCGCCAGGGUGGUGUGAAUACAGUCUUUGUCAUGCCCAACUUGGUUCCACCCAUCACCACGGUUGAUCAUGCCUUGGACUACAAGAAGCGCCUGCAGGCUAUUGAGCCAAACGUCAACUACCUCAUGUCCCUGUACCUGCACGAAUCGAUUACCCCCGAGACCAUCGUCGAGGCGAAGAAGCGUGGUAUCACCGGCGUCAAGAGUUACCCGGCUGGUGUCACAACCAACUCGAGUUCUGGCGUGGUGGAUUACACCUCCUUCUACCCAGUCUUUGCGGAAAUGGAGCGCCAGGGCCUCAUCUUGAACCUUCACGGUGAGGCUCCUUCCAAGGGGGAUGUGACGGUGCUGUCGGCCGAGGAACGAUUCUUGCCCAUCUUGGCGGAGCUGCACGCCCGCUUCCCCAAGCUUCGAAUCAUCCUGGAACACUGCACCACCGCCGCGGCGAUCGAGGCGGUGAAGCAAUGCGGUCCUACCGUCGCUGGCACCAUCACUGCGCACCAUCUGUCCAUCAUCAUUGACUCCUGGGCCGGUGACCCAUUCUGCUUCUGCAAACCCGUGGCCAAGACCCCCGCCGACCGUGAUGCGCUCCUCCGCGCAGCUGCAUCCGGUAAUCCCAAGUUCUUCUUCGGUUCAGACAGUGCUCCUCAUCCGUCCGCGUCCAAGCGCGGCGGCGAAAAGAUUGCCGCCGGCGUCUUCACUCAGCCGUACACCACCCAGGUCGUCCUCGACUCAUUCGAACAGGCCGUAGAGAACGGUGUCCUCAAGGAUGAGGACAUCACGCCAGAGAUCGUCGAGGGAUUCAUGAGCAAAUUCGGCCGUGCCUUUUAUGCCAUUGGCGAGGAACAGCAAGAUUUCAUCAAGGUAGAGAAGAAAGGUGAGAAGAUCGUGGAAAUUUUGAAGUCCGACAAGACCGAUGUGGUUCCCUUCCGCAAGACCCAGGAGACAUGGACAGUAACUUGGCUAUAA